AUGGAGUACAUUGCACCGGGAACAUUCAUAGAUCUAGAUGAAAUCACAGCACUAUACCUCAACUACAACCAUCUGUACACGGUCUCAGCAGGAACUUUUGCCGGCCUCAAGAAGCUUAACAAGAUACAACUUGAUGACAACCGGAUUUCGAGCGUUGCUGCUGGAGCCUUUGAGGGCGCAGCGGCAGCAAGAAAAGUUUGGAUAUCUAACAACAACCUCGUCAACAUCGCAGCUGACACAUUCAGAGGACUGAGUAGCGUGAGGAACAUUUAUAUAAAUGGUAAUGCGUUAAGCUUCAUCGAACCUGGCAGUUUCCAUGGGUUGCCAAUGAUCCAGUAUAUCAAUUUGUCGAACAACGAGCGCUUGACAUCUAUCGACAAGGACGUGUUUAAUCUGACUGAACUCACAUCCACAUAUAGAGUAACCGUUCCCCUAGGAGGUUGCAAAUUAGAUUGCCAAUGUGACAUUGACUGGCUUGACGAGGCUCCAUUUACUACUUGGAAUGCCUAUUGCGCAACUCCACCGGAACUGUCCACAAUCGAACUGCCGUCUUUAAAAUGCGUGAAUCUGAUGGUUCCUAUAUAGGUUACCGUAAGAGGUGACGAAUGUAUUUUAUUAUGUGUAAAUGCACAGAACAUAAAUUUAAAAAAUUGCGGCAAGCAAUAUACAAAGUGAAGGUAUUAUAUGCAGUUGUAGAUUUAUGCUUCGGGACUUAAUUUAAAAAGGAAAA
Molecule: messenger RNA, 730 nt
Organism: Priapulus caudatus
Lineage: Eukaryota; Metazoa; Priapulida; Priapulimorpha; Priapulimorphida; Priapulidae
Product: leucine-rich repeat-containing protein 15-like
Exons: 3
Coding region: 1-585 (194 amino acids)
Molecular function (GO): protein binding
Source: RefSeq, a predicted model, not a curated record